Messenger RNA from Eptesicus fuscus (big brown bat), 2112 nucleotides. RefSeq names its product solute carrier family 25 member 44. The coding region runs from base 333 to 1730 and encodes 465 amino acids. Gene Ontology annotation, cellular component: MIS12/MIND type complex; mitochondrion. NCBI's taxonomy places the organism in Eukaryota, Metazoa, Chordata, Mammalia, Chiroptera, Vespertilionidae. Gene Ontology annotation, molecular function: branched-chain amino acid transmembrane transporter activity. The record is from RefSeq and is a predicted model, not a curated record. The transcript is spliced from 8 exons. Gene Ontology annotation, biological process: transmembrane transport; branched-chain amino acid catabolic process; chromosome segregation.
AACCGCCGGUUUGGAGCGCCUAAGGGCCUGGACCUGUCAAGGAGACAACGGGUGCCGGCGGUGCCCGGCUGCAGUUCCGUGGGAGCCCGCACGCGGUUUGGGGCAUGAAGGACGACUCCAAAGAGGCAUCUUUUCCUGCCGGAGGAGGAUGAGGUUCGCUGACAGCCAUAGAAGCAUGGCGAGGGGCCUGUCCGAGGACCCCGAGGUGGCUGUGCGGGGGCCAGGACCGAAGUGUCUAAAGGGGGAGUAGGUGGAGAGAAUUGUCAUGUGGUGUCUGGUGAGGGAUCACGUGAGCACCUCUUGAAGACCAAAAGGCUUGGACUUCGGGCACAAUGGAAGACAAACGCAACAUCCAGAUCAUUGAGUGGGAACACCUGGACAAGAAGAAGUUCUACGUGUUUGGUGUGGCAAUGACAAUGAUGAUCCGGGUCAGCGUCUACCCAUUCACCCUCAUCCGCACUCGGCUGCAGGUUCAGAAAGGCAAGAGCCUCUACCAUGGGACCUUUGAUGCCUUCAUUAAGAUCCUGCGAGCCGAUGGUGUGACUGGCCUCUACCGGGGGUUCCUGGUCAACACCUUCACCCUCAUCUCGGGCCAGUGCUAUGUCACCACUUACGAGCUCACCCGGAAGUUUGUAUCUGACUACAGCCAGAGCAACACAGUCAAGUCACUUGUGGCCGGUGGCUCGGCCUCUCUCGUGGCCCAAAGCAUCACAGUGCCCAUUGAUGUGGUCUCCCAGCACCUGAUGAUGCAGCGUAAGGGUGAGAAAGUGGGCCGCUUCCAAGUGCGAGGGAACCCAGAGGGACAAGGGGUAGUUGCCUUUGGCCAAACCAAGGACAUCAUCAAGCAGAUCCUGCGGGUUGAUGGGCUUCGAGGCUUCUACCGAGGCUAUGUGGCUUCACUGCUCACCUACAUCCCAAACAGCGCUGUCUGGUGGCCCUUCUAUCACUUCUACGCAGAGCAGCUCUCCUCUCUCUGUCCUAAGGAAUGCCCUCACAUUGUGUUUCAAGCCAUCUCAGGGCCCCUGGCUGCAGCUACCGCUUCCAUCAUCACCAAUCCCAUGGACGUCAUCCGAACCCGAGUGCAGGUUGAGGGCAAGAACUCCAUUAUCCUGACCUUCAGACAGCUGAUGGCAGAAGAGGGGCCUUGGGGCCUCAUGAAGGGCCUCUCAGCCAGAAUCAUCUCAGCCACGCCCUCUACCAUUGUCAUUGUGGUAGGCUAUGAGAGCCUCAAGAAACUGAGCCUCCGACCUGAGCUGGUGGACUCGAGACACUGCUACCAGAGAUUCACUGACUGUUAUAAGCGCUUCUACCAGCUGCAACCUGAGAUGACACAGCGAAUCUAUGACAAGUUCAUCACACAGCUGCAGACAUCUAUCAGGGAGGAAAUCUCCGAAAUCAAAGCGGAGGGAAACCUGGAAGCUGUCCUGACGGCCUUGGAUACGAUUGUGGAAGAAGGCAAAGAGCGGAAGGAGCCAGCCUGGCGCCCGAGUGGGAUCCCCGAGAAAGACCUGUGCAGCACCCUGGUGCCCUACCUCCUACAGCAGCGGGAUGCCCUGCGGCGCCGGGUGCAGAAACAGGAGGCUGAGAACAGGCAGCUAGCAGAUGCCGUCCUGGCCGGGCGCAGGCAGGUGCAAGAGCUGCAGCUGCAGGGCCAGGCUCGGUGGCAGGCGUGGCAGGCUCUGCACAGAGGACGGAAGGAGCUGGUGGCCAUGCUGAGGGAGCCUGAGUGAGCGGGAGAUGCCGGCCCAGGAGCAGAAGGUGGUCAAGGGCCCCUGUAAAGCUGCCUCUGAGCACAGCUGCCGUGUUGCCUAGUCCUGAGCGAUGAUGGAAUUGGCUGGGGGACGAGGUGUGAGCAGUCCCCACUGCCACUGUGCCUUGGAUCCCUUGGAGUCAUGCACACUACCUUCAGAUUCCUGGCCAGAUCCCCUCCCUGGGACUCAGACACCGUGCCUCUCCCCACCACCCCACACAGGCCUGCCGCUUCCUUACCCGCCCUAGGACCUGGCUGGGAAAUCUGUUUCCAAUCUCCACUGAUUGCCCCUUUGCUGGCCAGCUGAGGGCCGUGCCAUGUCUCUCCACAUCCGCAAAUAAACUUCCUCCGCUGCACUGUAA